UGAAGACCGUUGUCUGAAGUUCCCAUGUCGGCCAUGGCGAGUGUGGCCACCGUGCCUGUCUCGUUCGGCACACAGCAGCCGGAUGGGAGCACCUUCUAUGGAAGCUUUGAGGCACAGACCACCUACCCCAGUCGGGGUAGCUUCAUGCCUCCUUCACCGCCGCCUCCAGCCCCCCGCGCCCUCUCACGUCCUCGUGUGAGUGGAGUGCAGUCGCCAUUGCCUCCCUUGGUGCAGCCCAAAGGUGAUGUGGCCCCCAUGCUGCCUGAGCGCAGCCCCUGUGGCCCGAUGAAGUCCUUGGAUCCUCCCGGCCUCAUCGCAGCAGGCAUUCCGUGGCUGGACUCUUUAAGUCCUUGGCAGCCGACCCGACCACCUUCGCCGAUGCCGGUGGCACGCGCAAGGAGUGUCUCGCCCUGUCCCAGCCCCAUCCAUCGGGUGGUGCGUACGACGCGGCACGCCGCACCAUGCGCCUCUUGCUGCCGCGCGCCAGUGCCGAUCCUGCCCAGCACUGCCCGGAGUAUCACGCGCAUGGUCACGACUCCCAGCCAACCUCCGGUCCGGAGUUACAGCCGAUCUCCAUCCCCGACGACGCGCUUGCCUUCGCCGGACCUGCGGGGCGCUCACCGCGCUGUGGACGCGCCGCUGCCGCCCGCCUCGGCGAGGAGACGUAGGAAGUUGAAGACGGCAUCUCACAGCGAAGUAGAGGCAAAGGUUGAUGGCUUGGAAGAGAUCAGGCGUUGGGAGGCUCGAUUAGGAGCUGGCCCUGAGCACAGGGGUAGUUCGGACACCAGCACGGACGCGACCUCCAGUGUGCCAUUGAGUCGACUGGAACGGCACGUCUUUCGACGGAAGCUCUUUGCUCAAGAGCUGGCGCAGAUCGAGCGCUUGCUGUCCGAUGAGGGGGACCUGCGGAGCGCUGCGGCACAGG
Molecule: messenger RNA, 925 nt
Organism: Durusdinium trenchii
Lineage: Eukaryota; Dinophyceae; Suessiales; Symbiodiniaceae
Source: the annotation of a GenBank genome assembly